UUGCCGCAUCGACCAGCCCCUGUGUCACAAUGAGGACGAGCAGCUUAGCUUCGAAGCUGUGCGCAACAUCCACAAGCAGAUGGACGACGAUGCGAACGGCAAUGUGGACGUGGAGGAGAGCGAUGAGUUCCUGCGGGAAGACCUGAAUUACCACGACCCGACCAUCAAGCACAGCACCUUCCACGGGGAGGACAAGCUCAUUAGCGUGGAAGAUCUUUGGAAAACCUGGAAGGUGUCGGAAGUCUACAACUGGACGGUGGAGGAAGUGGUGCAGUGGCUGAUCACCUACGUGGAGCUCCCCCAGUACGAAGAGACCUUCCGGAAGCUUCAGCUCACGGGCCACGCCAUGCCCAGGUUGGCCGUCAGCAAUGCCACCCUGUCAGGGAUGGUUCUGAAGAUGACCGACAGGAGCCACCGGCAGAAGCUGCAGCUGAAAGCCUUGGACACCGUCCUCUUCGGCCCGCCUCUCCUGACCCGUCAUAACCACUUGAAAGACUUCAUGCUGGUGGUGUCCAUCGUGAUUGGCGUGGGAGGCUGCUGGUUUGCUUACAUCCAGAACCGCUACUCCAAAGAGCACAUGAAGAAGAUGAUGAAGGACCUCGAAGGCCUUCACAGGGCUGAGCAGAGUCUCCACGACCUCCAGGAAAGGCUGCAGAAGGCCCAGGAGGAGCAUCGCUCGGUGGAGGUGGAGAAGGUCACCCUGGAGAAGAGGCUGCAGGACGAGAUCAGCAUCGCCAAGCAAGAGGCCCACCGGCUCCGGGAGCUGCGCGAAGGCACCGAGAACGAGCUCAGCAGGCAGAAGUAUGCCGAGCAGGAGCUGGAGCAGGUGCGCAUGGCCCUCCGGAAUGCGGAGAAGGAGCUGGAGUCCCACAGCAGCUGGUCGGCCCCCAAUGCCCUCCAGAAGUGGCUGCAGCUGACGCACGAGGUGGAGGUCCAGUACUACAACAUCAAGAAACAGAACGCGGAGAAGCAGCUGCUCCUGGCCAAAGAGGGGGCCGAAAAAAUCAAGAAGAAACGCAACACCCUGUUUGGCACCUUCCACGUGGCCCACAGCUCCUCCCUGGACGACGUGGACCAUAAGAUUUUGACCGCCAAGCAGGCGCUGAGCGAGGUGACGGCCGCCCUGCGAGAACGGCUCCACCGCUGGCAGCAGAUCGAGCUGCUGUGCGGCUUCCAGAUUGUCAACAACCCCGGGAUCCCCACGCUGGUGACGGCCCUCAACAUCGACCCCAGCUGGGUGGGGGGGCCCCCGCGCCCCAACCCCUCCCACUUCAUCAUGACCGACGACGUGGACGACCUGGACGAAGAGAUGGUCUCCCCCAUGUCCAUGCAGUACGUGGCCUUGCUUUUGGGGCGCCAGGGCAGUGACCGCCCCGCCCCCUGCUCGGAGGACCAGGCCUUCUGGAAGCACCCCGCUCCCACCUUGCCAAGCAGCGUCAUUCGCCAGCGCCUGGUGGAUCCCCAGCAUUCCUUGGGAUCGCAGAGGGACCUGGCUCGCUCGGACUCGGAUUCCUCCAUCCCACACCUGAGCGACCUCCCGCGGGCAGCCGUUUCCAUGCCCAAGCUGCGCCCCGCCCUGCUGAACAAACCGGCUGAGGAACAGCAGCAGCAGCAUCAAACGGAGCCUGUCGAGUCGGAGGCCCCGCUGACAAUGAAGAAGGUGCCCCCGCACAACCACCACGGGGGGCUGGAGAAGGCGGGCAGCCUGGGGGAGCUGGGGCCGGUGGGGGCCCGUUCAGGGGACUCCUCUCGGUCACACAGCCCCAGCUCCACUGAGCCAGACACCCCCUCGCCGCCUGCCAAUGGCCGCACCGCGCUCUCCCUCCUGUCGGGCAAGGCGAACAGCCGCAUCCCACACCUGGCAGCCAAGAAGACGGGCGCGGCGGGCGAGGAGGACAGUGGCUCCACCGGCGAGGAGACUGACUCAGGCGCCGGGAAGAAGAAGUUCCCGCUUAAGAUCUUUAAGAAGCCCCGGAAGUAGCCGGAGGACACGGAAGGUCUGGGCAAGCGCCCUUGGCUGCCCUCCACCGGAACGCCUGGUGCUGACAGAGACGCUCUUUGCUGGGGGGCCUCCUGGGGCCAGAGUGCCCUGCUUGGCUGCGCAUGGCUUGCACCCGCUGCCCCCCUCCUGCCCACUGCUCCCCUCCGUGUGGCUGGAGUAGGGGAACCCCAACAGGCGCCCCUGGACCACAGCCUUCCCUCGGGAGCGGAACCAACGCUUGGCGGCUCUCGUGGCCGCUUGGUGCAGCCAAGGAGAGGAUGGCAACGCCUCGGGCUCCUGGCUGCCUCCUGGACUGUCCAGAGCGGCCCUGGGGAGCCCGUCUCGCUGGGUCUCAGGGCAAGGAGGAAGGCGGCCGUCUGGCCAGCAAGGCUGCAGGGGGGCUGCCCAGGCAGCAAAGGGGGCAGCUCCUUGGGCCAGCCAGCUGCUUUUCGUAAAACUGUUUUGAAUCUAAUAAAGCAUGUAGACUAUUUUAAUAAA
Molecule: messenger RNA, 2479 nt
Organism: Pantherophis guttatus
Lineage: Eukaryota; Metazoa; Chordata; Lepidosauria; Squamata; Colubridae
Gene: STIM1
Product: stromal interaction molecule 1
Biological process (GO): activation of store-operated calcium channel activity; intracellular calcium ion homeostasis; store-operated calcium entry
Cellular component (GO): plasma membrane; endoplasmic reticulum
Molecular function (GO): protein binding; calcium ion binding; calcium channel regulator activity
Source: RefSeq, a predicted model, not a curated record